Messenger RNA from Ictidomys tridecemlineatus (thirteen-lined ground squirrel), 1023 nucleotides. The record is from RefSeq and is a predicted model, not a curated record. Lineage: Eukaryota; Metazoa; Chordata; Mammalia; Rodentia; Sciuridae.
AUGAUGGAGCCUGCAUUCUCUUAUUUUUCUGGAUACUGUAUACACUUUCUUCUCUUUCAAGUGAUGCCAUCAACUUCAGAGAAUUUGAUGGUGACUGUUCCCAAGGGGCACUUUGUGGCUAGAGUAGGAGGACAGGCUGCUCUCAGCUGCCAGUUGUCCCCACCACAAAGUGCAGAGCACAUGGAGGUGCGCUGGUUCAGGGGUGACAAUUCCCAGCUUGUUUACCUAUACAGAGGCGGUCAUGAAGUAAAUGGAGAAGCUGCCCCUGAAUAUGUAAAUCGUACAGAGUUUGUGAAAGAUGCCAUGGGGGAGGGUAAAAUGACCCUCAAAAUUCAUAAUGUCAGCAUUUCUGAUGAUGGAGCAUACUGGUGUUCAUUUAAGGAUACUGACUUCAGUGAUGCAGCCAGCAUGAAUCUGAGUGUGGCAGCACUUGGCUUGGAGACACAGAUUCGUGUCCAGGUUCCUACUAGUGAUGGACUCGUGGUGGAGUGUAACUCAGGAGGGUGGUUUCCACAGCCCCAAAUGGAGUGGAGAAACAGCAGGGGAGAGGUCGUUCCACAUUCAUCAAAAUCCUACUCACAGGAUGGAGCCAGAUUGUUCCACAUGAAGAUGACUCUUCUCCUCAGAAACCUGUCAGACUGCAAUAUUACAUGCUGUGUUCACAACCCUGUAAUAGGUGAAGAGAAACAAGCAAGUAUUAUCCUAGCACAUGACCUGUUUGAUAAGGAGCACCUUACAAAGAUGUUUUUAAUUUUAUUUACGUCUGCUGCUGACGCUGAUGCUGCUGAUGCUGCUGCUGUUGCUGUUGCCACAGAUGCCAAAGCCACAGAAGCCGCAGCUGCAGAAGCCGCAGAAGCCUCUGCCUCAAAUGGUGCUGCCACAGAGUCCCCAGAGAUCUCUUCUCUGGGCACAGCCUCCAUUACCUCUGAUGUGAAUUCUGACAGUACCGCUGAGGUUGCUGCCACUGAACUGGAAGUCUCAUAUGUCAAUCUACCACAGCCUGAACCACUAUCGCCAUUGUAG